Molecule: messenger RNA, 922 nt
Organism: Medicago truncatula (barrel medic)
Lineage: Eukaryota; Viridiplantae; Streptophyta; Magnoliopsida; Fabales; Fabaceae
Product: bifunctional bis(5'-adenosyl)-triphosphatase/adenylylsulfatase FHIT
Exons: 5
Coding region: 61-639 (192 amino acids)
Molecular function (GO): catalytic activity
Source: RefSeq, a predicted model, not a curated record
AAAAAUUGGCAAAGGAGUAAAUUGAAAGGAGAAGAAAUUUGUGAGUUUGUGAAAGUACAAAUGUUGUUGUCCUCCAUUGUGCAAAUCCCCCAUUUGUUUCUUCGACAUUCUUCAACAACACCACUCCGAAUCCGAUCAAUCUGCUCCUCCUCCUCCUUCAUCAAGAUGGCUUCACAAGACUACACUUUUGGACCUUACAAGAUACACCACAAUGAAGUCUUCUACUCCACCGAUCUCUCUUAUGCUAUGGUUAACCUCCGUCCUCUUCUCCCUGGUCAUGUUCUUAUCUGUCCAAAGCGUGAAGUUAAGCGUUUUGUUGAUCUCACUGCUGAUGAGACUUCUGAUCUAUGGCUCACUGCACAAAAAGUUGGCAGGCAGCUUGAGAGCUACCAUAAGGCUUCAUCACUCACUUUGGCUAUCCAAGAUGGGCCCCAAGCAGGACAGACUGUACCUCAUGUUCACAUUCAUGUUGUCCCGAGGAAAGGAGGCGAUUUCAAGAACAAUGACGAGAUAUAUGAUGCAAUGGAUGAGAAGGAAAAGGAAUUGAAGGAAAAACUUGAUUUGGACAAGGAGAGGAAAGAUAGGAGCCUUGAAGAGAUGUCACAAGAGGCAGAGGAAUACAGAAAACUUUUCUUGUAACAUUUUAGAUAGCAAUAGAAAUAGAAUUCUGUCUGCUUGAUGCAAACUUCUGAUUUUCUCAGUAUAGACAAUUUAACUGCACUUCCUUGUGGCCACAAAAAUUAAUUCCUUUACUUUAGAACUUUGAAUUGUACUCUUGACCAUACAAGCCAUAGGAAUAGUAAUCAUCUGUGGACCUUCCUAAGUUUUACAGUUACAUGCUGCAUUUUAAUUUCAAGGCAGAGUAACAAUCUGGUUCGGAGUUUGACUCAAAUUAAGAGCACUUACUCUCUUUUUAAUUUUA